Molecule: messenger RNA, 3329 nt
Organism: Calidris pugnax (ruff)
Lineage: Eukaryota; Metazoa; Chordata; Aves; Charadriiformes; Scolopacidae
Gene: ERI1
Product: exoribonuclease 1
Exons: 7
Coding region: 25-1068 (347 amino acids)
Biological process (GO): exonucleolytic trimming to generate mature 3'-end of 5.8S rRNA from tricistronic rRNA transcript (SSU-rRNA, 5.8S rRNA, LSU-rRNA)
Cellular component (GO): nucleolus; cytoplasm
Molecular function (GO): nucleic acid binding; 3'-5'-RNA exonuclease activity
Source: RefSeq, a predicted model, not a curated record
UGAGCUGUGGGGAGAAAUCUCUUGAUGCUGGUCGAGGUUUUGCCAGUUCAUACCCGAGAACUAACGUUUUGUGUUGAAAUGAGGUUUUGUCUCUCAGGGCUGCUGUUUGGCACGGCCUCAGACACCUGCGGUAGGCAGCAUUGUAGGAUCAGUGAUGGAGAAACUAAUGGGAAGAUCUCAACUGCCAGUUCAAAUGACUUCAGUGAUCCAGUUUACAAAGAAAUUGCUAUGACCAAUGGUUACAUCAACAGAAUGACCAGAGAGGAGCUCAGAAGUAAACUUGCAGAGUUCAAGCUUGAAACCAGAGGAGUGAAAGAUGUGCUGAAAAAGAGACUGAAAAACUAUUACAAGAAACAGAAGCUGAUGCAGAAGGAGCCCAUUAAUGGAAACAGCUGCUAUGACUACAUCUGCGUUGUUGACUUUGAAGCAACAUGUGAAGAGGGAAACCCACCUGAAUUCACACAUGAAAUAAUUGAGUUUCCAAUUGUCUUACUAAACACGCAUACCCUGGAAAUCGAGGAUACCUUUCAGCAAUAUGUGAAGCCAGAGAUUAAUCCCAAACUUUCAAACUUCUGCAUCAAUCUGACAGGAAUCACCCAGGACAUUGUUGAUAAAGCUGAUACAUUUCCUCAGGUUCUGCAGAAUGUUGUAGAGUGGAUGAGACAGCGAGAACUGGGGACAAAGUAUAGCUACUGCAUGUUGACAGAUGGAUCUUGGGAUAUGAGUAAAUUUUUGAAUACCCAGUGCCGUGUUAGCCGUAUCAAAUACCCUUCUUUUGCCAAAAAGUGGAUCAAUAUUCGCAAAUCAUAUGGGAACUUCUAUAAGGUUCCUAGGAACCAGACCAAGCUGACCAUCAUGCUUGAAAAGCUGGGCAUGAGUUACGAUGGGAGACCUCACAGCGGCCUUGAUGACUCUAAAAACAUUGCAAGGAUAGCUAUCAGGAUGCUGCAGGAUGGCUGUGAGCUGCGGGUGAAUGAGAGAAUGCAUGCUGGGCAGCUUAUGAGUGUCUCCUCUGCAGUCCCCUUAGAGGGAGCCCCUGCUCCACAGAUGCCCCGCUACAGGAACUAGCAGUUCUGCCUCAGGAACUGCUCUCAGAUACCUGCUAAAGACUGUUAAGAGCUUAUUAAACGGCCACCUCUGCCAACCUGUCUGCAGUGCAGAACCUGAUAGCACCUUAACUAAUCAUCUCUGUUGAAAUAAAGAGCGGUGUGGAAGCUCUUUGCUGAUGGAAGCCUGUCUUACAGCAUUUUUUUUUUUUUUAUAAUGAUGAUUUUUUUGUUGUUGUUUGCAACUUUUCUAGCAGUAAGGUUGAUAUGUGGAAUCCAGCCAAAGUGUUAAGCUUUUAAGAAGGUGUAAUUUAAACACGUGCAAAGACAGAUUGGGCUUGUGUGCUGCUGUUCCACCCCAGCCUGUGGGUAGUAUUUAUUCCCUAUGCCGUGCUGCAGUGUUAUCUGGCAUCUGAUUAUUCAUUGCACGCAAAUAAGACAUUGCUGGAAGAACUGAAAUAGCAAGUGGUCAGGCUGGCCUUUCCCGACAAGGCACUCUUCUAAGGGUUCCUGCUGGUAAUUUUUAAUUUUUAUUUUUUUUUUAACAAAGUCUAGGAGAAAUGGGAGCAUGUUCAUCAAUUCUAAAGCAGUAGAGAAAUACUGUGUUGUUUGGAUUUGUUUUUUUUUUUCUUUAAGGGAUAUGUUUGUCUGCUUCCACAUCGAAUAGAAGAGCUGUGUAUUGAAUAAAAAUUCCAUUAAUGCAGUAUGAUAGUUUUUUUUUUUUAACCUGUAUUUAAAAAGAGAAGGUUCUUCAGAUUUUCACUUUGACGAUUGUAUCUCCUAUUUUUCCUACGUUCAUAGCUGCAUUUCAUUUAAUGUCACUUCUAGAAACUGUCAGCCAUUUGGACUUACAAAUAAGUGAAGUAAAAAUAAGUUAAAAACAUGCCAAAUCGUCAAAAUGUUGUGCUCUGUGGUUGUUACAUAAAACAAGAAGCUUCUAGCUCAUAAAGACAUGUUCAACUAUUUUUGGUACCUUCCUGUACCUCUGCCACCAUGAAGCUAUGCCUUUAUCUCAAAAUCUAACAUUUGAAGUUUAAUGUAAUUUUAUUAGUAAAGGCCAUAUCUAAUUAUUAGCAACUUGUGCUUUCUUCCUAGACCUCAGAUAAAAUGGUAUUCAAAAGAGACCAAAGUAUUGAUUUGCUUGGUCUCUAUGGGCUGUUAUGAAGUACAACAUUAAUGUAAUCAGCUUUGCAUUAGAAUUGGUUAGAAUUGGUUGUUCUGAAAAGCGGAAUGAUGUAUUUUGGUUGCUCUUGGUCAGAACAAACAAGUUCAUUUGGUAUCCCUGUAUUGUAAUUAAUUCAUUCUUUCUGCCACUUACAUUCAGGAAACAAUAUAACCUAGUCAUGAUAAAGCCUUGUUGAGCACAUUCACUGUUUGGCUGAUCAAACUCCUCCCAGCUCCCCUCACUCUUAGGACUGUUUGAUCAAUGAAAGCAUGAAAACUUCUAUUUUAAACUCAUGUGAGAGGAAGAGCUAUUGGUCGAUUCAUAUGUAGGAAGGAAGCAGUUUUUCCAGAGUCACAGAUUUGGACAGCUGUAAGAGCUUGCUUGUUCUACUUGUAGAGUUUUGUUGAACUUCAGUUUCCUUUCUUUCUGUAGCAGUACUCAAUUUAUUAUCAGAAGGGUGAAAUCCAAACCUCUGAUAUGCUUACUUUGAAAAUACGGCUUAUUUGCCAGCCCAUAUUUUGUACAAAAUGUUAAUUGCAUGUUUGUUUUUCACUUUAGCAACCAUAGUAUCCUCUUUUCUGAAGAACCACAGUAAUUUACUUUUGUCUCUGAGUUACUCUGGUGCCCGUUUCUAUGAUAAAAUUGAGUCUGGCUCAGCAGAUCUCCCCUGGGAUGCUGGCAGUAUCAUAGACUUUGUCACUGGUCUUUUAUUUACAGGUCUGUAACCAGGCUCACAGUCCAAUGAAAAACUUUAUUUGUUAUAGAUUAUACUACAGGUUUCAUAAGUGAAGAGCUCUUGUAAUUUUACAUCAUUUAUUUUAAGUACGGAGUUCUUUAUUUUUGUUAAGUAACUUCAAAAAGAUAUUUUGAGAUAAGGGUUAAAUAUUAAUAGUUAUUUUCUGUUUCCUGCUUGAGUAGUUUUUUUUAUCAGUGAGUUGCAGAAAUCAGUAGAAUCAUUCCAGAUACUGUUUUACCUAAGUUGAGUCAAUGUCAAAUUGUAAGCUGGCACUGUUUUCACAGAAUGUUUGAUUCUGUGAUUCUGAGAUGAAGUGAACUUUACCAAUGUUUGUUGGUUUACUUGAAAUGUAAACAAACUUAUUAAAAUAAGUUGGUAUUUA